CCGCUGACUGAUACGCGUAAAGUGGUUUGGCACGCGUCAAGCAACUCGAGCAACUUCAAAGCUUCGAAGCUGCGAAGCUGCAAACACCAUGGAUACUACGAGGUUUCUGGCAGAGAACGUACUCAAUGACCGGCGCACGGUCACAUAUCGCUCACUGAGCUGUGCGCUCAAGGUCCACGCGAACCGGGCCAAGCAGAUUCUGUUUGAAUUUCAUCGGGUUGAGAACGCGAAGAAGCCACAGAGUGUCCAUGCAACCUAUCUCAUCUCCGGCAUUCAACAACCCCCCGAGCCACCGGCGACCAACGGCCAUGCAAACGAUGAAGAUGAGGUGAUGCAGAGCAGCCCCUAUCUGCCUAGCUCUAUGCCCAAUCAAGACGCCGUUCCCGAACAAGUCCGCAUCGCCUCAAUCAUACUAGCUCGCGACGAGGAUUUGGAAGAUGCGAAGGCGACCUUUCAGUCGAUAUCGACGAUCCAUGUCUACAGCGUGCAACCUUCCAAACUUCAGGACCUCAAUACCUUGACCGAUGUGUGUAGGGAAAUGGCGGCCGCGCAUGCGCAAGACGACCCGUUAGAGUGUGGCCAGCAAUGGGGCAUGAUCCAGAACCGCAACGUCAAGCGGAGAACCGGAGCCCGCCUACCACCUGCACCUGCAGCUGCUCCGACACCCAAGGCGAAGGCUGAGUCUACGGUACCGACCAAACGACCUUUGCAGUCGACAGCAGCCCCGAUAAAGCCGGAAAGCAAGCCCGAAGAGUCUCAGCCUACCAGUGACUCUCAGUCUUCUGUCAAGUCUACAGGAAAGCCUGCAGCUCUCAAGCGGGAGAAAAGUAAUCUCUUCAGCUCGUUCGCAAAGACUAAGCCACCCAAGCCCAAGCCAGCAGAAUCGGCCACACAGAGUGCUGCGGAAGAUGGUCAGUUGUCCUUGAUCCAAAUCGUAGACAUUAGCUUACGGCCUACAGUGGUGCUAGAUGAUGCUUCCGAGGAAGAGCCAGAAGAGCUCUUCCCCAACAGUGGCGACAAAGCUCCACCCUCCAACCGCGAAAGCAAGAAAGAGCGAGAAGAGAAGCUCAAGAAGAUGAUGGAGGACGAUGAUGCUGACGAUGAGGAAAUGCUUGAUGCCGAAGAGGAGCCCCAGCGAGAGCCCACACCGGAGGAGCAACCGCCCCCACCUCCAUCCAAGCCCGCUGAGCUGAAGGAGGAGGUCACCGUUCAGGGUGGACGUCGGCGCGGAAAGCGGCAGGUGAUGAAGAAGCGGACGGUCAAGGACGAGGAGGGAUACUUGGUGACUCGAGAAGAAGCGACUUGGGAGUCAUUCUCUGAAGAUGAGCCCGCCCCGCCCAAGAAGAAACCCGCGGUGAAUGUCGCCAAGAGCAAGCCGGGCAAACCGGGAGGUCAGGGCAGCAUCAUGUCAUUCUUUGGGAAGAAGUAGUCUCCUAGUACAAUCUGUAAUACAGGGAUCUUCAGAUAUCCCCUCACACUGCAUUCAUCCAGAAAUUGAGGACCAGAAGUUGUAUUGUGUACUAGGCGCAAAGCUUGGUAGACCAGCAUCUUACAAGCGUGCUGCUGAUCAAAGGGCAGGACUCAGCCCUUGGGAGUAAAUGAUAU
Penicillium brasilianum is the source of this 1605-nucleotide messenger RNA. NCBI's taxonomy places the organism in Eukaryota, Fungi, Ascomycota, Eurotiomycetes, Eurotiales, Aspergillaceae. The record is from the annotation of a GenBank genome assembly.